Messenger RNA from Rhizophagus irregularis DAOM 181602=DAOM 197198, 1554 nucleotides. The record is from RefSeq and is a predicted model, not a curated record. NCBI's taxonomy places the organism in Eukaryota, Fungi, Glomeromycota, Glomeromycetes, Glomerales, Glomeraceae.
GAGGAAAUGUUAUUUAUCAAUUUUAUCAAGCUGAAUUUAAAAGGAUAAUGUUAAUAGACUCAAAGAAGCUUGGUCCCAAGUUUAGUGAAAAACCUCAUCCAAAAGCUGUUUAUACAAGUAGACCUUUAAGUUCUUACAUUUCUAAAUGUUCAUCUACCAAUUUUACAUUAAAUAAUUAUAUUUCAAAAGAGCUAGAAUUUGACAUAGAUAUCGAAAGUAACAAAUCAAACGUACUUGGAACUAAGAGAAAUAUUGAAGAAUUAAAUAUUAAUUCUUAUGAAAAUAAUGAAUAUCAAGAUACUUCGUCUACUAAAACCGCUAAAGCUCUCGAUGAUUAUGUCUUAUUGGGGCGUAGUGGAUUGAGAGUUUCUCCAUUAUGUCUUGGUACUGCGACUUUUGGAGAACAAUGGGGAAUCGGCGCUAAUAAAGAAGAAUCGAAAAAAGUUUUUGAUCUUUAUUACGAAAGAGGCGGAAAUUUUUUUGAUACUGCCUGCAAUUAUAAUGAUGGUGAAGGCGAACGUUUCCUUGGAGAUUAUGUUUCCGAUAAACGAUCCGAUGUUGUGAUUGCAACAAAAUAUACGUGUAAUACAACUUCUAUGCAAAAGGAUGUGAGACUCAAUCCGAAUUUAGGAGGAAAUCAUCGAAAAAGUCUUGUGGAGAAUCUUAAUGAGAGUUUGAAACGAUUGAACAUGAGCUAUGUCGAUAUUUUAUAUGUUCAUAUUUAUGAGUUUCGAACUCCAAUCGAAGAAAUUAUGAGAUCAUUAGAUGACGCCGUUCGAAGUGGAAAAGUAUUAUACGUUGCUGCAAGCAAUUUUCCAUCUUGGGCACUCGCUCGCGCUAAUACAUUUGCAGAAUUACGUGGAUGGAGUUCUUUCAUUGGACUUCAAACGCGGUAUAGUUUAUUGGAUCGAUCAUUAGAAUUUGAUUUACAACCUGCUUGUGCUGAACUUGAUGUUGGAAUUAUUCCGUGGGGUGCCGUUGCCGAAGGUUUUCUUACCGGAAAACAUACGAGAGAAUCAGCUGCUAACUUAAAAUCGGAACAUCGCAGUCAUAAAGUAGCAGAUCAUUCAAAAGUCGAAAAAAAUUGGAAGAUUUUAGAUGACGUAAUUACUGUUUCAAAAGAGACUGGCAGAACUCCUGUUCAGGUCGCUAUGAACUGGGUUCAACAAAAACCUGGAAUUACUUCUCCUUUAAUUGGUGCUAGAACAGUUACUCAGCUCGAAGAAAAUCUUAAAUCACUUGAAUUCAAAUUGACGCCUGAACAAGUGAAAAGACUGGAUGAAGCAUCUAAACCAGCUGAAAUUCCAUUCCCUAAUUCGUUUGUUAGCAAUUAUGAUAGAUUCAUCGGAAAAAACAUUGAAGUGCCUCGUAAAUUUGAAGCUAUCUCGACUUCAUGUAACUUUGGAAGAAUAAAUCUUUAAUUUAUUUCACAAGGCUCAAUUUUUGUUUUCUCUCGAUUGUUUAUAAAUAUAUUUUUUCUUCAAUAAAAUAAAAUAUUCAGAACUUUUGACACGAUCCUCUUGAAGAAUUUACUUCUUUUGAAAUGACGUUCCC